AUGGUUGGUCACGGUGGGUACAAGUCCAGCAUGGUUGGUCACGGUGGGUACAAGUCCAGCAUGGUUAGUCACGGUGGGUACAAGUCCAGCAUGGUUGGUCACGGUGGGUACAAGUCCAGCAAGGUUGGUCACGGUGGGUACAAGUCCAGCAUGGUUGGUCACGGUGGGUACAAGUCCAGCACAGUUGGUCCCGGUGGGUACAAGUCCAGCACAGUUGGUCCCGGUGGGUACAAGUCCAGCACAGUUGAUCACGGUGGGUACAAGUCCAGCACAGUUGGUCACGGUGGGUACAAGUCCAGCACAGUUGGUCACGGUGGGUACAAGUCCAGCACAGUUGGUCACGGUGGGUACAAGUCCAGCACAGUUGGUCACGGUGGGUACAAGUCCAGCACAGUUGGUCACGGUGGGUACAAGUCCAGCACAGUUGGUCACGGUGGGUACAAGUCCAGCACAGUUGGUCACGGUGGGUACAAGUCCAGCACAGUUGGUCACGGUGGGUACAAGUCCAGCACAGUUGGUCACGGUGGGUACAAGUCCAGCACAGUUGGUCACGACAUUCGUGUACAUUUCUCUUCCCCAAACGGGGAGGAAAAAGAACCAAGAGCAGUAAUCUGUGCCAACAGAAAGUCUUCAAAGCCAGAGGCUUCCCAGACGUCUGAUAAACCAAG
Messenger RNA from Procambarus clarkii (red swamp crayfish), 668 nucleotides. RefSeq names its product peroxisomal membrane protein PEX13-like. The record is from RefSeq and is a predicted model, not a curated record. Lineage: Eukaryota; Metazoa; Arthropoda; Malacostraca; Decapoda; Cambaridae.